This is a messenger RNA of Peromyscus leucopus (white-footed mouse), 3635 nucleotides long. RefSeq names its product macrophage immunometabolism regulator (gene Macir). Gene Ontology annotation, biological process: negative regulation of cytokine production involved in inflammatory response; negative regulation of fibroblast migration. NCBI's taxonomy places the organism in Eukaryota, Metazoa, Chordata, Mammalia, Rodentia, Cricetidae. The record is from RefSeq and is a predicted model, not a curated record. The coding region runs from base 1170 to 1793 and encodes 207 amino acids. The transcript is spliced from 3 exons.
UGGCGGCGGUGAUGGGUGGGGUACGCGCGUGAGGGUGGGUGCCCCAGUCAAGCGAGCCACUGUGCCAGUCCCAGGCACGGCGCCGCCCCUUCCUCCUCGCCUCGUGUCCGGGCUGGGCGAGCGGUGUGUGUGCAGCGCUGGGACGCCCCGGCCCGGUGCCGGCCUCCUCGGUGGCUGCUGGCAUUGCAACCUCGGUGGCAGCCGGCUUCGAGGGGGCCCCGGUCCCUGAGCCCUAGGGCGGAUGGAUGGCUGGGGUCUGGAGACAUGGGGUGGGGCCCACGCGGGGUGCGAGAGCCCGCAGUUUCCUGGCUCAGGGGUGGGGCCGGCAACGCCGGGAGUGUGCAGCGCGUGUGAGUGUGCGGGGGCGUGCGUCCCCGAGUGCGCGCGGCGGGCGGGCGGGCGAGCGAGCGGCCGUGCAGGCGUGCGCUCGCCGCCGCCGCGCGGUGGUGCGGGGACUCUGCGACCCGGAGCGGCGCUCCCGCGGGUGCGGAGGUGCGGAAGUCUGGGUGCGUUGGCACGCCCCGAGCUCGGCGGCUCGCCGUGCCCCGCAGCGCGAGGCGACAGGCCCAGGGAGGCCCAUUGAGAAGGAGCUCUUGCCCGGCCUGCCGCGCCUCUGUCCCCAACGGUGUCCGGGCUACGACUGCGGGGACCCGAUAGCGCCUGGCGAGAGCCCAGACGACCUUAUCUCGGCCGCCCCGUGCGCUGGCGCUGCACCCUGCGGGCGAGGCCGCGGCCGGUGUAGCCGUGGGGGACCGACGGGCCCUCCCGGUGGUGGCCGAGGAGCGUCUGUGGACUGUGGAUUGCGGCUCGGUGCUGGCCCGAAACUACCGCGGCAGAUGUCUCGGGCACCGCCGCCCUCGCCCCACCUGUCGCGGGUGGACUUUGGGGCGGGUGGGAAGCGUAGGAAAGGGCGUCUGGGGGGCGGGCGGCGGGCAGACCUUGAGAAGCGGCCCAUUGUGAAGCUGCCAAAGUCGCUCUAGUGGUGGAAUCUGCAAAUCUCGGCCAGAAAGGAGCCCGGUUCGCGAAGGGGACGACGGCCGCGUGCUUCCUACCCUGUAUCUGGAGUAGAACAGAAAAAUUAUUAUGCCUGUGCUCCCUUGGGACUCCUUGGAAAUUGCACAGUGACAUCAUCUGGGAUUUAGUCUGGAGUGUGCAGCCUGGUGCCUAAGAUGGAAGUAGAUAUAAAUGGGGAGUCCAGAAGUACCCUGACCACCCUGCCGCUACCUGUGGCUGAGGGGAGCUCGCCAGGAAAAGCGGAAGCCGAGAAGCCCCGCUGUUCCAGCACGCCAUGUUCGCCCAUGCGUCGGACUGUGUCAGGUUAUCAGAUCCUCCACAUGGACUCCAACUAUUUGGUUGGCUUUGCAACGGGUGAGGAACUCCUGAAGUUAGCCCAGAAGUGCACAGGAGGGGAGGAAAGCAAGGGGGAAGCCGUACCGCCCUUGCGCUCCAAACAGCUGGAUGCGGGACUCGCACGCUCCUCUCGUCUGUACAAAACUAGAAGUAGGUACUAUCAGCCAUAUGAGAUUCCAGCUGUUAAUGGCAGGAGGCGAAGGCGGAUGCCCAGCUCAGGAGACAAGUGUACCAAAUCCUUACCUUAUGAACCUUAUAAGGCCCUCCAUGGGCCCUUGCCUCUAUGUCUUCUUAAAGGUAAGAGGGCUCACUCUAAAUCCCUGGACUACCUCAAUCUAGAUAAAAUGAACAUCAAGGAGCCAGCGGACACAGAAGUGUUACAGUACCAGCUUCAACACCUGACCCUCCGAGGGGACCGAGUGUUUGCUAGGAAUAAUACAUGAAUGACUUGCACAGGGUUUAAACCGCUUUAGGCCAGCCUGUCCUUGGCUAGAGAGAGAGAGAAAAAAAAAUCUACUGUCGUACUCUGUACAUGACCUUUCACCUUAGAGAUGGUUAUAUCAGCUAAGUGUUCCUGGAACAUACAAAAAAAUUGUUUGGAUCAAGUUUUGGAUACAGGAAUGAAAUCACAGGUACUUGGGGCGGGGCGGGGGGCUAUCAUUCUAGAGCACGCAACUGCAAAGAAAACAGAAUGUUGACCGUUAGUUUGCAUAGCUUCUUAGCUAGAACAAGGUUUUGGUGCAGUAAUUUCACCUUUAUGAUUCUGAACACUCAAACUGGGAAUGUUACCUGCUUGGUUGUUGCUGACUUGAUAUGAUUCAUUAGAAAUUUAUAUUGAAGUACUCAGUGCUUCUUGGAUCUCUGUAUUUUACUAUACAAUGUAUGUAAUGAUUUGUCUUAUGGAAUUUAGAGCUUGAACACUGCUGAAUUGGACCACUUUUUAUUUUUAAAUAUUGAGUUUAAAUAUUUUAUAACUGGUUUUGCACUGAAAACAAUUAACAUUUCAGAUUAAGAGAAUAAUCUUUCUUCACUUGCCUCAAUAGGAAUAUUGAGCAAUGGAUUUUUUUAUUUCCGCAUGGAAAGUUACUGAUCUCUAUGGCUGUAAAAUAUUCCUUUAUAGCAUUAUUAAAGUGUGUCUUAAUAAAAUUAAAUUUGGGAUACAAAGUAUUUAUUUUACAAUGGGUAGUGGGUGGGAUGCUUUUCCAGAAUGUUUCCGACAUGAAGUUUUCAUCAGUUGGAAACAUUUCCUUAGUGCUUAUUUUCUGAUUUAAAAUCCACAUGGAACUUGAAAAUGGAAAGGAUUCUGUCCACUAGGUUGUUGGCGUAGUCCUGCUUACAUCUCAACUUCUUGUAAGUGAAUACCACUUUAGCAAAGGCUCUCAUGAUUUUGACUAUCAAAUGCUUAAACUAAGUAAGAAGUGAUACCACUCAGCACGUCCUGGGGUCUUUCCAGGGUCAGUUCUCUGCAGCACGGCACUCAUUGGAAUCCCAGUUUCAGGAUUAGUGUAGGAGCCUAACGUGCUUCUACAGUUUUAAUGGGCUAAUCCUGGAUUACCUAACAACUUAGGUCUAUCACACUGGUUUAAUUUGUUGCUAAAGAAAUAAUUCCUUGCCUUUAGUAACAGAAGCAGCUCAACUACCCUUGACCAUAAAUGUAUGUAACUUACCUUUUGUAAACAUUUCUAGCUCAUUCAGUCUUAAAGGUGCAAUUUAUUACUGAUUUGGCAUUUCUGGAUAUAUAGAAAGACAUAUUUCAUGUUUUCUUUUCAGCACUGUGAGUUUCUUAGGGGUUAGCAGUCUUGCUUAUAACAUAAGAACACGUUUUAAUUGAUGAAUGUGCCAUUCCUGGACCAGUUGUGGUUUUCCUCUGUCCAGAUUGAAUGGCAAAAUUUAUUUUAGAGCAGAAUAAAUGUUAGAAACCCCAGGAGCUCUUAAUAGAUGCUUAUUAUGCACUCACAGAGACAACCAUGUGACAACAUGUAUAAGAGAGCCAUGGAGAUGCUGGCUCAUGUCAUACUGAGUUGAUCAGAGGUUUUAGUGGCUGGAAAGUUUCCGAUGUUGUCUAUUUAAAGUAAACUGCACCUUUGUAACAUAUUGUAUUGAUGAAUGAUCACUAAGAUUAACUAUAUCUAUACAGUCAAUAGUUUGACAAUUAAUAGAAUCCUGUCAGAUGCCAAAGAGUUGGGAUUUUUACAUUUAAUGAUUAAACACCGUUAUUUAUUGAUGAUUUACCCUCUGGAACUGUAUUAUUUCUAACUAUGAAAUAAAAGGGUGAUGUAAACAUA